Sphenostylis stenocarpa is the source of this 3012-nucleotide messenger RNA. The record is from the annotation of a GenBank genome assembly. NCBI's taxonomy places the organism in Eukaryota, Viridiplantae, Streptophyta, Magnoliopsida, Fabales, Fabaceae.
AUGGGAAAGAAGAACAAAGUGAAGGAGAGUGGAGUCAAAGAGCAUUGCUCCUCGACACUUUUUGUGUCCAACUUGCCCUAUUCCUUCUCCAAUCCUCAGUUGGAGGAGACGUUCAGUCAGGUUGGACCUGUGAGGCGCUGCUUCAUGGUCACACAGAAAGGGUCAGCUCAGCAUCGUGGUUUCGGAUAUGUACAAUUUGCUGUUGAGGAAGAUGCCAACCGUGCUAUUGAUCUAAAGAACGGUACAUCUGUUGAAGGUCGUAAAAUUGUAGUGAAGCAUGCAAUGCCUCGUCCUCGCCGUGAGGAACGACAGUCAAAACCAAAUAAAGUGGACACAGCAGAUGAUCACAGAAAGCCAAAAGAUGAUGAUGUAAAAGAUAGCAAAUUAUCUGAAGCAAAGAAACAUGUUUCAGUUUUGAAGGAAGAAGAAGUACAAGUCACAAUUAAACAGAAAGACUCAAGGAAGCCCAUAGAAGUGAAAAAAUCAGCUCUUUGUAAUGAUGUAGUAGAUGAGGGUGGUUGCUCAGAAAAGCAGAGGGUUGCCAGAACUGUUAUAUUGGGUGGUCUCAUUAAUUCUGAUAUGGCUGAAGAAGUUCACAGCCAAGCAAGAGAGAUUGGCACUGUGUGUUCUGUUAAGUACCCUCUUUCAAGGAAAGAUCUCGAGCAACAUGGUCUCAUGCAAGAUGGCUGUCCCAUGGAUGCUUCGUCUGUAAUUUAUACAAGUGUAAAAUCAGCUCGAGCUUCUGUUGCAAUGUUGCAUAAAAAAGAGAUAAGAGGGGAAACAGUUUGGGCCCGCCAACUGGGUGGAGAGGGCUCCAAGACUCAGAAAUGGAAGCUUAUUGUCAGGAACCUUCCCUUCAAGGCGAAAGAUAAUGAAAUAAGAGAUAUGUUUUCAUCUGCAGGAUAUGUGUGGGAUGUCUUUAUUCCACAAAAGUCAGACACAGGCCUGUCUAAGGGCUUUGCAUUCGUAAAAUUUACCUGCAAGCAAGAUGCCGAAAAUGCCAUUCAAAAGCUGAAUGGAUCAAAGUUUGCAAAAAGAGUCAUAGCUGUUGACUGGGCUGUUCCAAAAAAGAUAUUUAGUGGUGAAAUGCAUGAUACUCAUGCACCAGAGAAAGGACAACAAAACAUGAGUGAUGAAGAUAGUGACGAGGAAGAUGUUGAGCUUGUUGAUAAAAAAUCUGUUCAAGGAGAUGAUAAUGAUACAAGCUACUCUAGUGCCAUGGAGGAAGAGGGAGCUCCGCCUGAAGAUAAUUUUGAUAAGGAAGCAGACAUUGCAAGAAAGGUUCUUAACAACUUGCUUGCAUCCUCAAGCAAAGGAACAUCUGAAAACAAUGAUUCUAUGUUUUCCAAAGAAAACAUAGAGUUAAGAUCUGAUAAAAUUGUUAAGGAUGCAGAGGAAAAAGUAUCUGAUGACUCUGAAAAGGUUUUAAGUAUUUCUAAGCCUGAAAUUUCCAGCGGAAACAACUUAUCAAAUCCUAAGGGAACGGAAGAAGAAGAUUUGCAGAGAACAGUUUUUAUAAGUAAUCUUCCCUUUGAAUGUGAUAACGAAGAAGUAAAACAACGAUUUUCUGCGUUUGGGGAAGUAGAAUACUUCGCUCCUGUUCUCCACCAAGUUACCAAGCGACCAAGAGGGACUGGUUUUCUUAAGUUUAAAACUGUAGAAGCAGCUAAGACUGCAAUUUCAACUGCUAUUGCGGCUUCUGGGACAGGUAUUUUACUGAAAGGUAGACUAUUGAAAGUUUUAAAGGCUUUGGAUAAGAAAUCAGCACAUGACAAGGAACUGGAGAAAGCAAAAAAUGAGGUUCAUGACCACCGGAAUCUUUAUUUGGCAAAGGAGGGACUUAUUCUAGAGGGAACUACAGCUGCUGAAGGGGUUUCAGACAGUGAUAUGUCAAAACGCCAAGAUGCCCUAUGUUAUGUUGCAUUUGGCCUUGCAAAUGUUGUGGUUAAAAUUCUAUCUUGCUCAAGUGUAAUUUCUUCGGCUGGUGUUAGUGCUCAACAUUAUUUAUGGAAAUUUCAUAGGUUGGAGAGGAAAAAGAAGACAAAGCUUCAAUCUCCAAAUUUUCAUGUCUCUAGAACUAGACUCGUUAUCUACAACUUACCCAAGUCAAUGAAUGAGAAACAACUCAAGAAGCUUUGCAUUGAUGCGGUCAUCUCUAGAGCUACCAAGCAAAAACCUGUAAUUCGACAGAUAAAGUUUUUGAAAAAUGAAAAGAACGGGAAGGUUGCUCAAGAACGCUAUUCACGGGGAGUUGCCUUUGUUGAAUUUUCAGAGCAUCAGCAUGCCCUUGUGGCUCUGAGAAUUUUGCUUUCAUUGACUACAGAAACAUUUGGUCCUGAACAUCGACCGAUUGUGGAGUUUGCUCUUGAUAAUGUUCAAACACUUAAACUUCGGAAGGCAAAGCUACAAUUUCAGCAACAGCAGGCUCCUCAAGAAGACAACAAUGCCAUGGAAAAUGACAAACCUGCCACUGUAGGAGUUCGGAAGCAGGACAGAAAACGGAAGUCAAGAGAGCAGGGUGAACCGGCUAAAGAAUCAGUACUGAAUACAAUGGGUGAAUCAGGUGGUCGUGGUCCACUGGCAAAUGGAAAAUCCCUUCAAGGACACAAAUCCAAAAGACAGAUAGGCAAUAAUAAGAGUAAAAGAGGAUUGAAAGAAAAUCCAGAAGCCUUGUUCAUGAAGCCAAAGAAUAACCAGAAUGGCCAGAACAAUGGUGGUGUAUCAGUCGAAGAUCAAAACACUGCCACUGCCACCAAUAGAAGAAAAUCAGGAAAUAAAGAUGAUGAUACUGGAUUUAGGAAAAGAAAGAUGCAGAAUCAAGAACAAGAAGAAGGCAGUAAGGUUUCCAAGAAACGGCCUAAGAAGAAUAAAGAUUCAGUAGGGAAGGACGUAGUAGACAAGCUUGACAUACUUAUAGAACAAUAUAGAUCUAAGUUCUCACAAAAGGGUUCCCAAGAGAAUGGUGAAGAGAAAAAACCUUCAAAACAGCUUAGGAAAUGGUUUCAAUCAUAG